UAAUACAGUAGAGUAGACUACUGUAGAUUGCUGUAGCGUCUACUGUCUCAAACAGAGGAAGAAGAACUGAAGUUACCGCACUGACAGUUUAAAAAAUUAAGUGGCCGAUAGCAAAGAUUAACCACUUCUUGAUAAUGAUAAAAUGUAAGAAUGUAUUUGUUUGAAAAUCGACGAUAGGUUACAGUUGUGUUUGCGCUUGAAAUCCAACCUGGAGGGGCAGGAAAUUAGCGGGUUUCAUUUCGAGAAAGAAAACGGAUUUACAUAGUGCUCAGGCACUGAAACAGGACGACCAUGGGAGCUUUACUGGGGGCCUUUUCUUUUGCAAGCUGGGUGCCAUGUCUUUGUAGCAGUGCAACAUGCCUGAUGUGCAGAUACUGUCCCAACAGCAAGAACUCCACAGUGACGCGAGUCAUCUAUGCCUUCAUUCUGUUGCUAGGGACCAUUAUAGCCUGCAUCAUGCUGUCACCGGGGGUUGAUCAACAGCUGAAAAGGAUCCCAGGGUUCUGUGAAGAUGGAGCUGGCUCUUCCAUCCCGGGUGUCCAUGCCAACGUGAACUGUGAGAUCUUUGUUGGCUACAAGGCUGUCUACCGAGUGUGCUUUGGUAUGAGCAUGUGCUUCCUGGCAUUUGCUUUGACCAUGAUCCACGUUAAGAACACCAAGGACCCCCGUGCUGCCAUCCACAACGGGUUCUGGUUCUUCAAGAUUGCUGCCAUGGUGGCAGUGACCACUGGUGCCUUUUACAUCCCAGAGGGGCCUUUCACCCGCACAUGGUUCGUGGUGGGAACAUGCGGGGCUUUUUGUUUCAUCCUGAUCCAGUUGGUUCUUCUGGUAGACUUUGCCCAUUCUUGGAAUGAGUCCUGGGUGGACAAAAUGGAGACAAGAAAUGCCAAAGGCUGGUAUGCAGCCUUACUGACUGUGACAAUCCUAAACUACAUCCUGUCCUUCAUCGCCAUCAUCCUCUUCUUCGUCUUCUACACCCAGCCAGAGGGAUGUCUCAUCAACAAGUUCUUCAUCAGCUUCAACAUGCUCCUCUGCAUCGUGGCUUCUGUUGUGUCUGUCCUGCCCAAAGUACAGGAGUCCCAGCCAAAGUCUGGUUUACUUCAGUCAUCCAUCAUGACCUUGUACACCAUGUAUCUGACCUGGUCUGCUAUGACCAACGAGCCUGACCGGGCAUGCAACCCCAGCCUGCUGAGCAUCUUCCAGCAGAUCGCCGUCCCAACGCUGGCCCCUCUGGAGAUCGAGAACCAGACGGCAGUGGUGAUCAUCGGCAUGGAGGUGCCCACUCCGUCCUCGCCCUACCUGCAGUGGUGGGAUGCCCAGAGCAUCGUGGGCCUGGCCAUCUUCAUCCUCUGUAUCCUCUACUCAAGUAUCCGCUCCUCCAACACCAGCCAGGUGAAUAAGCUGACCAUGGCCUCUAAAGAUGCCAUCAUCCUGGCCGAGAGCAAUGCCGGCACUCCGGACGAGUCAGAGGGUGGGGUGGUCAGUGGGCCCAGGCGUGUGGAGGACAACGAGAGAGACGUGGUCCAGUACAGCUACUCUUUCUUCCACUUCAUGCUCUUUCUGGCCUCCCUCUACAUCAUGAUGACUCUUACCAACUGGUACAGCCCUGACGCAGACUACAACGCCAUGACCAGCAAAUGGCCAGCCGUGUGGGUGAAGAUCACCUCCAGCUGGGUGUGUUUGUCCCUCUAUGUGUGGACCCUGGUCGUCCCCAUGAUUCUCACAAAUCGGGAUUUCAGUUGAACACGCUCCAGCUUCGCUCUUCCUUUUUUCUCCCUUUUCAGGCAAACUUUUGUAAUGUAUUAUGUGAUUUCUGUCAAAACAUACAGUACACUACACCAUAUAAUCUAUAAAUAUGUUUUCAAUUAAGUUAGCCUUCACUUUUAGGAGGGUUAAUUCCAUUAGACUGAUGCACACUUAGAUUUGGACAACACCACUAAAUCAUUUGUUCUGUGUAUUAAAAGUGCCAUAAAGCCUGAACUUGAUACCAAAUGUUUGUUAGAUGCAUUAUGGGAAAUGUAGACCCAACAAGGAGAGAUUGAUUUGAAUUGCCAUACAUAGGGGGACCAAUUACAGUGGAUUGGAUGCUAUGCUAAAUAGCACUUAACCAACUUGCAUGUCACAAUCACUGCUUGAUAUG
Messenger RNA from Osmerus eperlanus (European smelt), 2140 nucleotides. It is a transcript of the gene serinc3, whose product is annotated as serine incorporator 3. The record is from RefSeq and is a predicted model, not a curated record. Lineage: Eukaryota; Metazoa; Chordata; Actinopteri; Osmeriformes; Osmeridae. Gene Ontology annotation, cellular component: membrane. The transcript is spliced from 10 exons. Bases 292 to 1743 code for a protein of 483 amino acids.